UUUACAUAAACUCCUAACCCUGGAGCAGCUUUCCUAUAUAUCCGACGACACCAUUCUCUCAACUCCUCAACACGGUUACUGUCCUGUCUCAGGGCCCUCGUGAUCAUCAGGGUUUCAAUGGAUGGAGGUGGGUGGUUCGAUGGGGAUCUCAACGGAGAUUUUGAGGUGAAGAGAUGUCUGAGCAGCUUCGUGGAUGAAGGUAGCAUCGAGAGUCACAGAUACUACCUGGCUCGUAGAACUCUUCUGGAGAUGUUGAGGGACAGAGGCUACUCUAUUCCUGCCUUAGACAUUGAUAUCUCUCUUCAAGAUUUCCGAUCCUUCUACAGUCAAAAACCCGAUCCUGAUCGUCUUCGCAUUUCCGCUUCUCUCCGAUCCGAUCCCUCCAAGAAGAUUCUAGUUAUUUUCUGCGGUCCUGAUGUAGUGAAAGUAAAUGCAAUAAGAAGCAUUGCUACUCAGAUUGUUAACAAGGACAGCUUAAGUAAGUUGAUUCUGGUAUUGCAAAAUCAUAUCACAAGCCAAGCUCUCAAAGCCGUGGAUCUCUUUUCAUUUCAAGUUGAGAAGUUCCAAAUUACGGACUUGCUUGUUAACAUUACAAAACACGUAUUAAAGCCAAAGCAUCGAGUUCUGACUGAUCAAGAGAAAAAUAAGCUGUUAAAGAAGUACAGCUUGAAUGAGAAACAGCUUCCUAGGAUGUUACAGCAAGAUGCAAUUGCACGCUAUUAUGGACUUGAGAAGGGACAAGUUGUGAAAGUUAUUUAUAAUGGCGAAAUUACUGGGUCACAUGUUACCUACAGGUGUGUCUGGUGAUGUAUUUUUGUGCAGUUUUUCCUAGAGAUGUUGUAUAAUGUUGUACUUUUCCUGAUAUGUAUGCAGAAUGAUGGAUUUGGGUAAAACCGAGGUAGUGUUAGUGUUAAUUUUGUUGUUCUCCCGUCAUUGCAUUAUUAUUUA
This is a messenger RNA of Vitis riparia (riverbank grape), 948 nucleotides long. Its product is annotated as DNA-directed RNA polymerase V subunit 5A. Gene Ontology annotation, biological process: DNA-templated transcription. The coding region runs from base 118 to 807 and encodes 229 amino acids. Lineage: Eukaryota; Viridiplantae; Streptophyta; Magnoliopsida; Vitales; Vitaceae. The record is from RefSeq and is a predicted model, not a curated record. The transcript is spliced from 5 exons. Gene Ontology annotation, molecular function: DNA-directed RNA polymerase activity; DNA binding.